This is a messenger RNA of Triticum turgidum subsp. durum (durum wheat), 2064 nucleotides long. NCBI's taxonomy places the organism in Eukaryota, Viridiplantae, Streptophyta, Magnoliopsida, Poales, Poaceae. The record is from the annotation of a GenBank genome assembly.
AUGGGCUGCGUGUGCGGCCGCCCCGCGGCCAUCGACGACGGCCGGUGCGUCCAGACGCCCCCGCCGGCGGGGAAGCUCUCGGCGGCGGGAGCGGCGGUGCCGAGGAGGGAGGAGGAGGCGCGGAAGCAGGCGCGGGCGCGGGAUGAGGCGCUGGAGAGGAGGCGGGCGGCCGCGAUGGCCAUGGCGGCGUGCCAGGUGCGGAGCCCCGUGCCGAGGGCGCUGGAGGCGGAGCAGGUGGCGGCCGGGUGGCCGCCGUGGCUCGCCUCCGUCGCCGCCGAGGCCGUGCGCGGCUGGGUGCCGCGCCGCGCCGAGUCCUUCGAGAAGCUCGACAAGAUUGGUCAGGGAACAUACAGUAAUGUCUACAGAGCUCGUGAUCUUGAAAAACAGAAGAUUGUUGCUCUAAAGAAAGUACGCUUUGAUAAUUUGGAGCCCGAGAGUGUGAAAUUCAUGGCCAGAGAAAUCCUCAUUUUGCGACGGCUUGAUCAUCCAAAUAUUAUUAAGCUGGAGGGUCUCGUAACUUCGAGGAUGUCUUGUAGCUUAUAUCUUGUUUUUGAGUACAUGGAGCACGACCUAGCUGGCCUAGCUUCUUUUCCUGGACUAAAAUUGACCGAGCCUCAGGUUAAAUGUUACAUGCAACAGUUACUCCGAGGCCUUGAGCAUUGUCAUAGUCGUCACAUUCUGCACCGUGACAUUAAGGGUUCCAAUCUCUUGAUUGAUAACCGAGGCAUACUGAAGAUAGCUGAUUUUGGCUUAGCAAGUUUCUUUGAUCCUGAACAAAGGCACCCUUUGACUAGUCGUGUGGUCACACUUUGGUAUAGACCGCCAGAACUUCUGCUUGGUGCCACGAAUUAUGGCGUUGCUGUAGAUCUGUGGAGUACUGGCUGCAUUCUUUCUGAGCUAUAUGCUGGCAAGCCUAUUAUGCCUGGUAGAACAGAGGUUGAGCAGUUACAUAAAAUAUUUAAACUCUGUGGUUCGCCAUCAGAGGACUAUUGGAGGAAGUCUAAACUUCCCCAUGCAACCAUUUUUAAGCCACAGCAUCCAUAUCCAAGGCGUGUUACAGACACAUUUAAAGACUUUCCUUCACCUGCUCUAGCAUUAGUAGAUGUUCUUCUUUCAGUAGACCCAGCUGAGCGACGGACAGCAUCUUCUGCGUUGCAAAGUGAGUUUUUUACAACAAAACCAUAUGCUUGCAAUCCUUCAAGUCUGCCAAGAUAUCCCCCCAGCAAAGAGUAUGAUGCAAAACGCCGAGAGGAGGAAGGUCGAAGGCAAGGUACUGCUGGAGGAAAGCAACAUCCUGAAAGACGAACUAGAGAGUCAAAAGCAGUCCCUGCACCUGAUGCAAAUGCAGAACUAGUGUCAUCUUUGCAGAAAAGGCAAGCCCAAGCCAAUACCAAGAGCAGGAGUGAGAUGUUCAAUCCUUGCAAGGAAGACUCUGCAUCUGGAUUUCCAAUUGAACCACCCAGUUCAACUCACAUCAUUGAAUCGUCGGAGGACUCCAAACGCGUCUACCCAACGAGAACCUUCCAUUCUGGGCCUUUAGUUAACCCGUCAAAGACUGGAACGAGCAAACAUGGCGAACAUCAUGUACGUGCCGUUGCGGAUCCCCGGAAUUUCCCUGUGGUCGUAUCAGCAAAAUCAGAUGCGCGUCCGGAUGAUAGCAAUGGGAUCGGGUUUACUCAAGCUGAAGCAUUUGCUCAUGGACGGAGGCUGUCUGAAUCUAUCAACGGGCACUUCAGUGGUAGCGGGAAGUACGACCAAGUAUUCCAGCAGAAAGAGGACAAGAGCGGCGGCAGGGUGGAUGGAGGAGCUAUUGGCUACGGAUCCAAAGGCAACAAGAUCCACCACUCGGGGCCUCUGACCUCCUGCCCCUCGGGCAACGUCGACGAGAUGCUCAAGGAGAACGACCGGCAAAUCCAGGAGGUUUUCCGGCGAACCCGGGUGGAGAAGUCCCGGGUGAGGAGGGCCCAUGGGCACGGGCACGCCGGAGAGGCCGGGCUACGGGACUUCGGCGCCGUCCCGGUCUUCCCUUCCAGCCGCUCCAGCUACCGAGCCGCGCCCCAGUGA